Penaeus monodon (black tiger shrimp) is the source of this 2551-nucleotide messenger RNA. Its product is annotated as triadin-like. The transcript is spliced from 3 exons. Bases 145 to 1944 code for a protein of 599 amino acids. NCBI's taxonomy places the organism in Eukaryota, Metazoa, Arthropoda, Malacostraca, Decapoda, Penaeidae. The record is from RefSeq and is a predicted model, not a curated record.
CAAACACCCAACACAACCAGAACCACCAAACCCCCCCCCCCAUAAAAAAAAACCCACCCUAAAACCCCAUUAAUUAAUAUUUUUUUUUCAAACGCGAAAGGAACGGGACACCGCCUCGCCCGCUCGGAGGCGACGGCAGAGAAAAUGGCUUCGCGCUGCUUCCUUUUCCUCCUUUUUUCCUUCCUUUUCGCGGGAACGACGCAUCGGCUCCCCUUCCGGCUCCUGCAGGCGCCGAACACGGUGGAGAUGGACGAAAACCUUGAUCGAUAUCCUCGGGCGCUGGGUGACGCAGGAGAGGAAAUGGAUGGACAGAGGGAGGACGUAGAGCAAGUGUUUUUUACUGACGCAGAAGAGGAUAGAGAAGAAGGAAGAAAUCAGGACGUAGAGACUCACACCCAGUCCCAAAUAAAAGAACAAGAAUUUCUUGGGAUAAUAGAGAAGGUGUCAGAAAAAGUUACUGAAGGGGAAGUUCCUGGUACAGACCAUACAAAAAGAAAUGAAGUGAAUGCCAGUGCAGUUAUUAAGCUGAAAGAGGUUUCAAAGUCAACAGAAACCUUCAUACCUGAGACAACAGUCCAGGAGGAACAUGCCGAAGAAUUUAAGGAACCUGUACCAUUUAAUAUAACAGAAGGAGUGCCUUACUCUCUUAAACAUACUGAAAUCACGGAAAAGAUGAGAAGACCUAAGACAGAGGUAGAAUCAAAGGUACCGGGCGUUCUAAAGAAAAAAGAAAAGAAAACAGAUGAGAAAAGUGUACCUUCUAAAAUCCCGAAAGAGGAGAUGGAAAAACCCGAGACAACUGCGACUGAGACGGAAGCAAAUGUACUAGGUACCCCAGGGAAAAUUGUUGAGAAAAGUUUACUGGAUGGUCUGAUACCAUUGGGAAAGAAAAAAAGAAAAACUACCUUACCGAAAGUGGAAGCCAAAGAGUCAGGAACACCUGGAUCAUCCGAGGUGAAGAAAAAACCUCAGAAGUCUCAACCUCAUGAAUUCAGAGGGAAGAAGCCUAAGGAAAGCCUUCGUCCUUCUGGAACCAAGAAAAACAGAACCACAAAAGCCAAGACACCUGACACUGAAACAAAAGGAAUUGUACCAACCAAUGUGAAGAAACCAUCUGAGAGAAAAGUAUCAGGAACUGAGAUACCGAACAUAAAGGGAAAAGAAUUUGCACUACCUAAGGCAGACGUUAAAAAGCCAAGGAGACCUGGACCGUCUGUAGCUCAGAGAGAAACAGGAAAACCCCAACCUCGCAAGUUCCGUGCAAAAAAAAAUGGAAUAUCUAAGACGGGGGAAAAAACACGAAAGCCACAACCUCCUAAGGUCAAGGAGAUAAAAACAAGAAAGUCUGUGGAAGCAAGGAAGUCCGGAUCAUUUAAGACGAAGAAAAGGACGGGAAUGAAAGGCAGACAAACUAAGGGAACCGGAAAGCCAAGGAAACCUGGAUCAUCUGAGCCGAAGAAGAAAACAAAAAAGUCUCAGCCUCCUACGUUCAAGGGGAAAAAAACAAGAAAGUCUGUGGAAGCUCUGUUCAAGCCGAACAAGACAAGGAAGUCCGGGUCAUCUAAGAUGGAGAAAGGGUCAGGGAUACUCCGACCUUCUGAAACCAAGGAAACUAGUGCCAGAAAGUCUGAUGAGACGAAGGUAAACUUUUCGGUCAUUUCUUUGAAACCAACAAAGAAAAAUGAAGCAGGAAUUGAGAUACCACUGAAAAAGAAGAGAGGAAAACCUGCGCUACCUAAGGCGGAAACUAAAAAGGCAAGGCGACCUAGACCAUCUGCAGUGAAGGGAAAAACGGGAAAAUCCCAACCUCUAAAUAAGUCCAAGGGAAGAAGGCCAAAGUCUAAGAUGAAUAAAAGGACAGGAAUGGGAGGCAGACAGUCUAAGGCAGCCGGAAAGGCAAGGGAAACUGGAUCAUCUAAGGCGAAGAAGAACAAAAAAGCCUAGACUUCCAAAGUUCAAGGGAAAAAGACAAGAAAGCCUGUGGAAGCUCUGUUCAAAUCGAACAAGACAGGGAAACCUGGAUCACCUAAGAAGAAAGGAAAUAAAGCAUUAAUCUUCCCUGUGGAAAUACUCGAGAAAAAUGACACACGGAUUUAAAUAUUACUGGAACAGAAGGAACGGAAAUCUGCAUUACCUAAGAUGGAAAUCUGAAAGACAGAAAAAUAAGAAAGCUUUAGUUAUCUAUGCUUAGAGCAGAGAAGACAAGAGUACUUAAUUCAUGUAAGAUAAAGAGAAGAACGGAGAAACCUGCUCUGAUCAAGAAUAAGACUAUGAUACGAGAUUUAGAACAUUUUAUCGACCAUUCCUAAGAAAGCGGUUAAGUUACGUCUGCGCAAAUUUCAUGUUAUUUUUUUUUACUAAGUUCAGAGGUGCAUAUUGAGAGGUUAGGAUUUCCCUGUAUGGUUUCAGUUUAAUAUGCACAGUUUGGAUAACUCUUUAAUCUUUGGGAUUGCAUUAUGUGGAGUAUAUCUUCCUAAAGGAAUUUAUUUAUACUAUGGGACACUUUUUUAUUUCCAAACACUUGCAUUGUAUUAAAAAAAGAAAGAAUUUC